Molecule: messenger RNA, 1284 nt
Organism: Abrus precatorius (Indian licorice)
Lineage: Eukaryota; Viridiplantae; Streptophyta; Magnoliopsida; Fabales; Fabaceae
Product: aquaporin NIP2-1-like
Exons: 5
Coding region: 190-1065 (291 amino acids)
Biological process (GO): transmembrane transport
Cellular component (GO): membrane
Molecular function (GO): channel activity
Source: RefSeq, a predicted model, not a curated record
UUUGACGGUAUAUGACGUAAUAAAAAUGUAUCUAACUUCACUUUGGGAAUUUAUAUUUUGGGCACCUACUUACCAUAUAGAAUAUACGAAGAGGCACGCUUGGGAGAUUAUAAAAGGGUCACUAGCCAUCAAGUCCCUGCCACUUGGGUUUUACAUAGAAAUCACAUUUCUUAGAUAGCUCCAUAAACGAUGGAGGGGACCAACCAAAAUAUAUGCAGCUACGUCGCUGACACGAUUGAACUGCAAAUUCCCAGCACUCCCGAGUCAUCAUCCCCUUCUCUUUCUUUCACAAGACUUGCAGAGAGUUACCCUCCUGGCUUUACUAGAAAGGUAUUUGCAGAGGUUAUAGGCACAUUCCUAUUGGUGUUUGUGGGAAGUGGUACUGCUGGUCUUAGUGCUAUUGAUGAAAACAAAGUCUCAAAACUUGCAGCUUCACUUGCAGGAGGAUUCAUAGUGACGGUGAUGAUUUAUUCUAUUGGACACAUCUCAGGGGCACACAUGAAUCCAGCGGUUUCUCUUGCUUUUGCCUCCGUCAAGCAUUUGCCUUGGCCACAGGUCCCAUUUUACGUUGCAGCUCAACUCACAGGAGCCAUUUCUGCUUCAUAUACGCUGAGAGAGCUUUUUCAGCCAUCUAAGCAAAUUGGAGCAACGACAUCCGCUGGAUCCCACCUUCAAGCACUAAUCAUGGAAAUGGUGACCACAUUUACAAUGGUGUUCAUCUCCAUGGCCGUGGCCACUGACCCAAAAGCUACAGGACAGCUUUCAGGAGUAGCGGUAGGUUCUUCGGUUAGCAUAGCAAGCAUUAUCGCCGGACCAAUAUCAGGGGGAUCAAUGAACCCAGCAAGGACAUUAGGUCCUGCAAUUGCAAGUUCAAACUACAAGGGACUUUGGGUCUAUUUUGUUGGACCAGUUACUGGGGCACUUUUAGCAGCAUGGUCUUACGGUGUGAUUAAGGAGACAGAUCAACCAAGUGCAUUUUCACUAUCCUCCUUUUCAUUCAAGCAGCGUCAGAGCAAUAUUAGAACUGACCAAGUUGGUAAAUCCACCCACCGAUGCUUGGUGUGAAAACAUGCUUCUUGAAUGACAUGUCUUGGAGGAAUAUCCCAACUUCCACAUGUAUCAUCAUGUGUAAUUAUAUAUAUAGUACCAUCAUCCGUAGUGUUAUUAGCCCUAUGUUUCAACUUUAAGGGUUUAGAUAUGUAUAUUUCGACAGUAUGUAAUAUGCUUAUCCUAUAUUAAUGGAAAGUUAGUUUCAUCAGAAAUCGGAUAUGAAUAAAUUAUGAG